UUCUCCCCGUAGCCGGUUGUACAUCCGGGCGGUCAGGUGCCCUGUAUACGUAUUGUAACCUACUUAUAAUUAUCUUGAAAUGGCUCGGGAAGUAAUUUUGAUUCACAUCGGCCAAGCCGGAGUACAAAUAGGUUCUGCUCUAUGGGAAUUAUUCUGUAUUGAACACCGAAUAUCUGCAGACGGUCAGCUAAAUCUUUCCGGACCAGAAAAUCAGAUGACUGCUGCAGAACAUGUGACAUCUUUUUUCUACGAGGGACAAAGAACCUUCACUCCUCGAGCGAUUAUGGUAGACCUGGAACCGACAGUGGUGGAUGAAAUACGAACCGGCCCUUAUCGUCAAUUGUGGAAACCGACUUCUCUGAUAACUGGCAAAGAAGAUGCGGCAAAUAACUACGGGCGAGGAAACUGCACCAUCGGCAAACUGAAAUUGGAUGAGACGAUGGAAUCAAUUCGCAAACUGGCUGAGGAUUCACAGAAUUUGGCCGCAUUCGAACUGGUUCAUUCUAAUUCUGGAGGUACAGGCUCCGGCAUGACAAGUUUAAUUAUUGACCACCUUUGUGAUGAGUAUGGAAAACGCUUCAAAUUCAGCACUUCCAUAUUUCCGUCGACCAUGUAUUCCACAUCCACAGUGGACCCUUACAACGCGCUUUUACACUCGCAUGCAACAAUGGAAACACUGGAUUGCGAUAUCCUUGUUGAUAACCAGACAAUGUUUGAACGUUGCACGAAAAACCUUUCCAUCCCUCAGCCGUCAUAUACGGAAAUCAAUCGUUUGUUGGCUCAAAUGUUAAGUUCGGUAUUUCUGUCUCACCGUUUUGUCUAUCACGGCUCGCAACACGCCGACACUACCGAGUUGUUGACCAACUUGAUCCCGUAUCCUCGGAUUCACUUUCCGUCUCUAUUUUAUGCACCGAUUGUGUCCAAAACUCAACUGAACCAUGACGCUUUGACCGUGACCGAACUUACUCGAGCUGUGUUUAGUGAGGAUGCCAAGACUAUCGACUUUCCUUGCAGACAAAAUGCCUAUAUUUCUUGUGCAAUGUUGUAUCGUGGAGUUAGCAGUCCAAAACAUGUUUACGAUGCAUUACAGUAUGUCAAGGGCACGCCUAGCGUCGGAGCUAGCUUCGUAGACUGGUGUCCGACCGGGUUCAAAGUUGGCCUAAACUCCAUGCCACCAGCAACAUUUUUACACUCACCAUUAGGUGAAACACCCCGUUCCGUGUGUAUGCUUGCAGGAAAUUUGGGAAUGCGUCAAGCGUGGCAACGGAACAACUCAAAAUUUGAUGUUCUGUUCAGUAGACGAAGUUUUGUGCACUGGUUUAUUGGGGAGGGCAUAGAGGAGAGCGAAUUUAUCGAAGCUCGAGAGGAUAUGGCCUACUUGGAGCAGGACUAUGCCGAACUGAUGUCCGACACUUGGGUCCAGGUGUAUGGAACGGGUCCCCAAAUGUUUGAUGAAAACUCAGUACCGCAGUUACAAGAAUUACAGCAGGAAUACCAGCAACCUAUAGACGAGCAACAAUACUAUGAUGAGGAAGCCAUAUCGUCACGAGCAAGCACCAAUCAAAGUGCGGCAUUGCGUGCGCACCAGUCUAAUAAUGCCAACACACUACUUUCGAGGACGAUGCUCCAACAAUGGCAGCAGCAGAUUAGGUACCCCAAAUCGAGUGAUUAUCAGCUGAACAAUGACUCUGAAAGCGCAGAACUCAAUGAUAGCAUGUCAUUAGUCGAACCUACAUCAAGUAGUCAGCAUGCCGUUCUCUCAUCAGACCACAGCGACAACGUGCGGCAGGAAGCACCGAACCACGUAUCUCAUUUCAAUGAAAUGGGUGACGAAUGGUCAGAUACACGCGAAGAGCCACUGCGUCCCAUGUCUGGAAAAUACGACGAUGGGUUAGGUAGUAACUGCUCCCAAUAUUCUGAACGUGAUAGUAUUCCUCCGUACAGUUUACAUGGCGAUAGCGGUGGCUUGGAGCGUCAUGUAUCUUUGGUGAACACUUCCAACGAGUCCGGUGUGCCAACAGCAGACAUUGCAAGGCCAAGUGGAAUUAGGGAUAUUAAUAUGAACAAUGCCCGACACUCACUGGCCAGCAACGACACAGCCUUUUUACCAACCGAACCUGUGAUAAUACUCGACUGUACAUCACGUUCCUCUUAUAUUCCUGACGUUCCCUAUCGAGGAAACGAUGAGUCAGGAGGCUGGAGUCAGACAGCUGAACUGUCUUCAUCGAGAGAAACCAAGGAUACAUUGUCUCCACAACACAGUGGCGCCCCAAGUGGAAGUGAAACUCCCUCUAUGCAAAGGCACAAAUCUAGUUUGAAACCCAGUGAUGGACGCCGGCAUUUUCCUUGCUCAUCUGCGAUGGCUUACGUAGGACUUGUAGAAUCGGUAGUGAGAGAGGAUUUAAACCGCUCUAAGGACUUGGAUUCUUACACGACAUCAUCUGCGAGAGGUUCAAGUGAUCUGCCGUGUUUGGUCCAAUAUCCAGAACCUCUAAUGCUUGGGAAUGAGCAGCUACGAACGAUCAAACAGGAUAGCAUAACUAGUGGUUUGGGUUCAAUAGCGCAUUCAUCAAAUAGUAUCUAUUCCAUCCAAAUAUGUAGCAUAGAGGAUUCGAAUGAGGAUAGCAACAAUAAAUCAACCUCCAGAGAUCGUCUUCAACAGCCUUAUCCCAUCUCGGAGGACAGAGUGACACGUGAAUCAUGUUAUCAUCACAAGCAUCGUCAGCAUCGCGGAAAAAGACAUACAAAGCACCACCAUCAUCGUCCUCAUCCCUCUCGACACACUCACCAUCGUCACCAUCGUAAGCCGGACAAUACCCUAGUCGUUAUUGACAACUCAUACAAGAGGGACAUCGUUCCAGAAGUUCACCUGCAAAUCGGUGCAAACCGUCCCUUAUACACCAGACAACAUGGACAUCACGUGAAACAUACCAAUUCGAACGUCUCUAAUGCCAUACCUCAUAAAUCGGGAAAGCCGCAACUACCUGCUGGCGACAUCGUUUCAAAUGAUGCAUUCUCUGUCACUGAAGUGGACAUCACCGAUGAUGGACGUGCGCUGACACCUGUCUUGUCAGCUUGGUCCUCGUGUGACCAGCCGGGUGGUACCCGUACUGCAGCAUUGUAACAUAGAACACACAGAGAAACCAACACACACAUCCACACACACACACAGGCACACACACACAAACAUACAGUAACACACUCACCCCGGUUGCAUGCUGUACCUAUUUCGCAUGCUCAGACAUUGCAACGGAAAAUCUGUGAAUAGAAAAAUUCACACUGCACUGCGUGCAUACGACUUUGUGCGUACACUUAAUACAAGUAUUCUGUGUUGG
Opisthorchis viverrini is the source of this 3335-nucleotide messenger RNA. RefSeq lists its product as hypothetical. Lineage: Eukaryota; Metazoa; Platyhelminthes; Trematoda; Opisthorchiida; Opisthorchiidae. The record is from RefSeq and is a predicted model, not a curated record. The coding region runs from base 80 to 3124 and encodes 1014 amino acids. Gene Ontology annotation, biological process: mitotic cell cycle; microtubule cytoskeleton organization. The transcript is spliced from 2 exons. Gene Ontology annotation, molecular function: GTP binding; structural constituent of cytoskeleton. Gene Ontology annotation, cellular component: microtubule; cytoplasm.